AUGCGGCAUUUCCUUUUAAAAAGGUAUCUGUUAAAGCCCUAUAGUAAAGCGAAACUUGUAAAUAAUGAUUCAAAUAAGGUAUUUAAUUAUCGUUUAUCACGUGCUCGAAGAACGGUAGAAAAUGCUUUUGGCAUUUUAAGAGCACGGUUUCGCGUAUUUCAAGGACCUAUGCAAGUACAACCGGACAUGGCAAACAAGAUCGUACAGGCUGCGUACUGUCUUCAUAACUAUUUGCGCAUAGAAAAUUCACAUGAUUUUGACGAAAAUUUUGAAAAUCCAGAUGCACAAAACGGUUCUCAAAGUGUCAUGUCUGAUAUCGCAACUGUUGGAAGAAACUUUUGUCAAGACGCUAUUGCUAUUAGGGAAAAAUUUAAAGAGUAA
This is a messenger RNA of Arctia plantaginis, 381 nucleotides long. Lineage: Eukaryota; Metazoa; Arthropoda; Insecta; Lepidoptera; Erebidae. The record is from the annotation of a GenBank genome assembly.